Messenger RNA from Taeniopygia guttata (zebra finch), 2667 nucleotides. RefSeq names its product syndecan binding protein 2 (gene SDCBP2). Lineage: Eukaryota; Metazoa; Chordata; Aves; Passeriformes; Estrildidae. Gene Ontology annotation, molecular function: protein binding. Gene Ontology annotation, cellular component: cytoplasm; plasma membrane. The record is from RefSeq and is a predicted model, not a curated record.
GGUACAGUCCCAUCCCUGCUCCCCCAGGAUGCCCAAACCUACAGAAAGCCAUCCCAGUCCCCAUUCCAAGCUCUGUCCCAUCCCUGCCGUGCCAGGGCUCUGUGCAUUGUUGCCUUCAUCUUCCUCUUCCUCACCCGUGCCCUACCUGGCGGGGGUGCAAUCAGCUGAGGCUGUCUGGCCCCUCCCUGGGCUGGGCCCGGCUAUAAAACCCAGGGGCCAGGCAGAGGGUGUCACAAGGAUCUGGGAGCUGUUGGCAGGUGAGUCCAGGGGUGCCAGGGUUGGACUUGGGGGCUCUUGUCUGUUGGAUGCUGCUGCUAUCCCUGGGCUGCAGGUGGGAUCCUGCCUGGUUCCCACAGGGCUCAGAGCUGGGUCUGGAUUUGGUCCCUACACAAGGAGUUUUGGAUUAUGCUUUUUGGGGCACAAGAUGUCAUAGAGUAGGUUUGGGGGGCACAACAUGAGGUGCAGAGGGGGCUGCUGGUGUGUAAGGGGCUGUUCCCAUGGGACAUCUCCCUGCUGUGUCUGGGUAAUGCUGGAAUGGCCCCACUGGCCAUGGGGAGCAGAGGGGUCUGAUGAGGGGCAGAGGGGCCAUUCCCAUGGGAUAUCCCACUCCCCUGUCUGGGUGGUGUUGGGAUGGCUCUGUGGGGCAGGUGGACACGGGGAGCAGGACCUGCCCGGCACACAGCCAUCCAUGCCCCAGCCAGCAGGAAGUGGCGGUGGUGGUGACCCUGGUGACAUAGCCUUGAGUCACACUGGAGAUUCCAGGUGACAGCCCAUCUCCGGUACAUGGGCUGGGAGGGAUGCUUGGAGAGAGGCAACCCAGUCCUUGAACCGGCCUGUCCCUGUCCCCAGACAGCAGCAGCGAUGGCAACACUCUACCCCUCCCUGGAGGACAUGAAGGGCCACCAGGUCCUGCAGGCCCAGGCAGCAGCCGGGGUGAGGACCCCUGCCACCACAGUGGUCACAGAGAAGCCGAAGCUCACCUCAGGCACUGAGCCUCCUGUGCUGUACCCCAACCUAGCCGAGCUGGAGAACUACAUGGGGCUGGCGCUCUCCAGCGAGGAGAUCCAGAAGAACCUGCGCACUGAGGACAGCACCGCACUGACCCCCGUGGGGCCCUCCCCAGGCCAGCUGGUCGCCCCCCUGAGCGGGAACAGCGCGGGGCUGCGGCGGGCAGAGAUCAAGCCGGGGGUGCGGGAGAUCCACCUCUGCAAGGACGAGCGGGGCAAGACGGGGCUGCAGCUGAAGAACGUGGACCAGGGCAUCUUCGUGCAGCUGGUGAAGGCCAACUCGCCCGCAGCGCUGGUGGGGCUGCGCUUCGGGGACCAGGUGCUGCAGAUCGACGGCAAGAACUGCGCGGGCUGGAGCAGUGACAAGGCACAGCGCGCGCUGAAGAAGGCAAACCCUGAAAAAAUCGUCAUGGUGGUGCGGGACAGGCCUUUCCAGCGCACCGUGACCGUGCACAAGGACAGCACCGGCCACAUCGGCAUUGUGGUGAAGAAGGGGAAGAUUGUGUCCCUGGCCAAGGACAGCUCGGCCGCCCGCAACGGGCUCCUCACCCACCACUGCAUCUGCGAGGUGAACGGCCAGAACGUCAUCGGCAUGAAGGAUAAGCAGCUCACGGAGGUGCUGGCAGGGGCUGGGAAUGUGGUGACACUGACCAUCAUCCCCACUGUGAUCUACGAGCACAUGGUCAAACGGCUCUCAUCAGGGCUGGUGAAGUCGUCCAUGGACCACUCCAUCCCUGACCUGUGACACCAUCGCUGCUGUUCUGGGAGCUGAUGCUGGAAGCCCAGAGGGCCUGCUGAGAGGACCCCACAGCACCUCCAAAGGAGCUGUUUCAGCACAAAACCCCUUAUCCCCUCAGAGUCUGGUGGCUGCUGGGUGGUUCCUCCUCUCCUCAGCAAGGAUGGGGCAGAUGUCCUGUACCAGCAUCCCACUGUCCCCGUGUCCCUGCUUAGGCCACCCCCCUCCGGGCGGAUGCCAAGGGCUGGCUCCAGCCGAAGCAGACACAGACCCAGCAACAUUUAUUACAUCCACCACAGAGAGCGAGUACAGGACAGGGGAAACAAGAAGAGGGGGGUUACAGCUUUUUCAGUUCUGUAUUUAAAAAAUAUAUUAUAUAGAUUUGUCUUUCAAAUAUAGUCGUUACAUUUAUUUCUUGGCAAAGCUUUGGAUAGCCUAACAGACGUGUACACAGAUCCACAAAUACAUUGCACGAGAGGCGAAUAUCCCAGCUCCGCUUACAUCUGCCCCGGCUGCCUGAACACUGCUGCUCCCCACAUCCAUUUCCUGGCACCUGGUGCUGUGCUGGUGGCAGAGCUGCUGUCCCCACUGCCCCCCAGCACAGGCAGAGCCAGCAGAAGGGGGAUGCAGGAAGUGUGGGGCACACAGGAUGUAGCACGUGCCCCUCUGGGGACCACUGGACAUCGGCGUGUGGAGCAUCACCGUGCCAGGGCACCUGGCUGGUGGCACCCAUGGGUGGGGGAGUGGGAUUGGGUUGGGGUUGGGGGAAACACUGUUAGUUCAAGUCACGAAGAAACCACAGACAUUCGUGGGGUGGGAGUGCGGCACGCCCGGGGGAGCCCCAAGUCCCGCGCCCCAACAGCCCCGCUGAGCAAUCCUUGCUGUCUUUGUGUUUCAACAACAAAAAAAAGGCAUUUUUCCGGA